AUGAUUUCAACAAUCGGCACAACAACAAUUCAAGCCGCGAACGGCGGGACUCUGUCCACAACAACUUCACCAAACUCGUUAGUCAUGAAUCCAACAUCUAUGUUAGUAGAGAUGGAAAGCUUCAUUCCUUCUUCAUUUACUUUCGAAACAGAAAUACAAAAAAUUAAGCAGGAACUUUUAACAAGUAAUUUAGACUGUAGUGCGAAAGAUGAAACAAAUGAACAGUAUCUUUAUGAAAUGGAGGACCUCAUCGACCAUUUACCUAAACUACCUGAAAUUCAGCAUCAAAAACUAACUAUUCCUGAAUUCGACGAAAUUGAAGUCAAAGCAACUGACUCAGUAGAAAUAAAGAAGUUCAUACGUAAAGUAAAUUAUGAAUUCCUUGGUUUUCAUUGCAACCAUAAAGUUAUGGACAAAGAUUGCGAUAUGGUAUAUAAGAAUGUUUCUGACAUAUAUAAAUCUGAAGAAUUUAAGACCUACGACAACUUUGUUUCGUUAGUUGCUGAAUGUGUUUGGGAAAUAAGAGAUAAAGAUAGAAGAGGCAAAGUAUGGAACGAACAACUAAGACCCGCUAUGUUUGAGAUGAAGAGAGCAAUUGACGCUUUAGUUGUUCUAGCAG
Molecule: messenger RNA, 619 nt
Organism: Trichomonas vaginalis G3
Lineage: Eukaryota; Parabasalia; Trichomonadida; Trichomonadidae
Product: organellar and viral DNA polymerase type B
Exons: 1
Source: RefSeq, a predicted model, not a curated record